AUGACAAUCGAGGAGACAAAGAAUACUGGCUCUGACGCUGGGAACUACGAGUCGAAGGCUAAGCCGAGAGUCUCGUCUGCAAGUGAUACUGGGUCGACGACGUCCUCAGAAGGCCGUCAAGGCGUGGUAAAAUCUUAUGACUGCGCUUUUGAUGCGACCGAGGAUCCGCGGUAUUACAAGCCCAUUCCCGAAUAUGAGGGCGCUCAUCGGUGGGAUCCGGAUUUCGAAUGGACGGAGGCAGAAGAGAAGGCUGUUGUGAGAAAGAUUGAUUGGCGCGUCUGUACAUUUGCCUGUGUCACCUUCUUUGCGUUGCAGCUGGACCGAGGAAAUGUCGUCCAAGCCACCUCCGACAACAUGCUAGAUGACCUGGGAAUGAACACCAACGAUUACAACACCGGCCAGACUAUCUUCCUCGUUGUUUUCCUCUUCGCUGAAUUGCCAUCGCAAUUGCUGUCCAAGUGGAUUGGACCUGAUCGCUGGAUUCCCAUCCAGAUGGUAUCAUGGAGUUUGAUCGCCGCGUUCCAGGCUUUUGUGAAGAACCGGUCACAAUAUUUCGUGACCAGAGCACUGCUGGGUCUUCUCGAGGGUGGAUUUAUCCCCGAUACGAUUCUCUUCCUUUCAUUUUGGUACAAAUCCAAGGAACUCCCCAUCCGCCUGAGUUAUUUCUGGGUCGCGUACCAAGGUACCGCAAUUGUGAGUGCAUUCCUCGCUUUUGGAUUCUUGCACAUCCGCGGCGACGAUGGUAAAGGAGGCUGGCGAUACCUCUUCGCUUUUGAGGGCCUGAUCACUGGAAUCAUCGGUAUCAUCGCCGCCUUCUGGAUGCCCCCCUCGCCUACCCAGACAGCUGGUCUAUUCCGUGGCAAGGAAGGGUGGUUCAACGAACACGAGGAAAAGAUCAUGGUCAACCGUAUUCUGCGUGAUGAUCCCAGCAAGGGAGGCAUGCACAAUCGUCAGGCCGUCACACCUCGCAUGCUCUGGCACGCUUUGAAGGACUACGAUAUGUGGGUGAUCUACCUUCUGGGAUUGACCUGGAUGAUUCCCAACACCCCCGCGACGACCUAUCUGAGUCUAGAGCUCAAGUCUCUUGGUUUCAGCACAUUCCACACCAACCUGCUCAGUAUUCCAUCAUAUGUCAUCUUCAUUCUGAACUUGUUGCUAUGGACCUGGAUCUCUGAGAGGUACAACAAGCGGCUGAUUCUGGGCGUGGGUUCAAUGAUCUGGUGUUUGAUUCUUCUUAUUGCGCUUGAAGUCCUUCCUGCUGAUGCUAGUACCUGGGCCCGCUGGAUCCUGGUCACUCUGCUUGUGGGUGCUCCUUAUGUUCAUGCUAUCAUCGUGGCAAUUACAUCUCGCAAUGCGGGAACGGUUCGCACUCGGACUGUUGCGACUGCGCUGUAUAAUAUGAUGGUGCAAGUCAGCAACAUCAUUGGUAACAAUAUUUACCGAGAUGAUGACAAACCCUUGUACCGCACCGGCAACAAGGUUCUUAUUGCACUUGCAGCAUGGAGUUUGCUGAUGUUUAUCGUCGCUCACUAUUACUAUGUAUGGCGCAACAAGAGAAACGCUGCUGUUUGGGACAAAAUGAACAGCGAAGAGCGAGAGCGAUACGUGGCCGAGAAUGCCCACCUUGGCAACAAGAGAGUUGAUUUCCGCUUCUUAUAUUAG
Messenger RNA from Penicillium argentinense, 1662 nucleotides. Its product is annotated as putative transporter. Gene Ontology annotation, molecular function: sulfate transmembrane transporter activity. The record is from RefSeq and is a predicted model, not a curated record. Gene Ontology annotation, biological process: transmembrane transport. The transcript is spliced from 6 exons. NCBI's taxonomy places the organism in Eukaryota, Fungi, Ascomycota, Eurotiomycetes, Eurotiales, Aspergillaceae. Bases 1 to 1662 code for a protein of 553 amino acids. Gene Ontology annotation, cellular component: membrane.